ACUUCAUUUUGUUUUAUAUCCUUUAAUCAACCAUACUCCAUUUCUUCUCUCUCUCUUUCUAUCUCUUCUCUAACUUAACCCACUUUUGCCCAUAAAUAAAACAAACCCCCAUUCCAUCGACACCUCAGAAACAAAAACAAAUCCCACAAACCAAACUUGCCAUGGGCGUGGACAUGUCUAACACUCCACCCACUUCUCACACCAAAGACUACUUCGCUUCUCCGGCUCUCUCUCUCAGCCUUGCCGGGAUUUUUCGCGAUGCUGGGGCAGCGGCGACGGCGGCAAAUAUGGAGGUGGAGGAAGGGGAGGAAGGGAGCUGCGGCGGGAAGAAAGACGACACGGUGGAGAUGAGCAGCGAGAAUUCGGGACCGGCGAGAUCGAGGUCGGAUGAUGAGUUUGAUGGAGAAGGAGAGCAUGAUGACGAUGGCACUGGCGAUGGAGACAAGAACAAGAAAAAGAAAAGGAAGAAGUACCAUAGGCACACUGCUGACCAAAUUAGAGAAAUGGAAGCGCUCUUCAAGGAAUCACCUCAUCCGGAUGAGAAGCAAAGACAGCAACUAAGCAAGCAAUUGGGCCUCGCACCAAGACAGGUCAAGUUUUGGUUCCAAAAUCGUCGAACCCAAAUCAAGGCUAUACAAGAGCGCCACGAGAACUCUUUGUUGAAAUCAGAAAUAGACAAACUGAGAGAUGAGAACAAGUCCUUGAGGGAGCAAAUUAACAAAUCUUGCUGCCCCAAUUGUGGCACGUCCACAGUUAGCAGAGACGCCACCAUGACAACGGAGGAACAACAACUGCGAAUUGAAAAUGCCAAACUCAAAGCUGAGGUUGAGAAGCUCCGAGCAGCUAUAAGAAAACACCCUCUGGGAGCGACAUCUCCAUCGUGCUCCGCCGGAAACGACCAAGAAAACAGAAGCUCUUUGGACUUUUACACCGGGAUAUUCGGGCUCGAGAAGUCGAGGAUCAUGGAGAUUGUGAACCAGUCAAUAGACGAGCUCGUGAAGAUGGCCACAGCCAGAGAACCGCUUUGGGUUCGGAGCGUCGAAACCGGCCGCGAAAUACUUAACUACGACGAGUACGUGAAGGAGUUCAACGUUGAGAACCCCAGCAAUAUCAAAGGGCCGAAGAGAUCCAUCGAGGCCUCCCGAGAGGUCGGCGUCGUCUUCGCUGAUCUUCCUCGUUUGGUGCAAAGCUUCAUGGAUGUGAAUCAAUGGAAGGAAAUGUUUCCGUGCAUGAUAUCGAAGGCUGCCAUGGUCGACGUUAUUUGCAGCGGCGAAGGAGACAAUAAGAAUGGUGCCGUACAAUUGAUGUUUGCGGAGCUGCAAAUGCUCACGCCAACGGUGCCAACUAGAGAGGUGUAUUUUGUCCGAUUUUGCAAGCAAUUGAACGCGGAGCAGUGGGCCAUCGUUGAUGUUUCCAUCGACGAAGUCGAAGAAAACAUCGAUGCGUCAUUGGUUAAAUGCAGAAAACGUCCCUCUGGUUGCAUCAUUGAGGACAAAUCCAAUGGCCAUUGCAAGGUGACUUGGGUGGAGCACUUGGAAUGCCAGAAAAGCACAGUCCACACAAUGUACCGUGCCAUUGUAAACAGCGGUCUGGCGUUUGGUGCGAGGCAUUGGAUAGCUACACUGCAACUUCAAUGCGAGAGGCUUGUUUUCUUCAUGGCAACCAACGUUCCCAUGAAGGACUCAACUGGCGUGGCCACUCUUGCCGGGAGGAAAAGCAUAUUGAAGUUGGCACAGAGAAUGACCUGGAGUUUCUGUCGAGCAAUCGCUGCAUCGAGCUACAAUACUUGGACCAAGGUCUCAAGCAAAACAGGGGAAGACAUAAGAAUUGCCUCAAGGAAGAACUUGAAUGACCCUGGAGAGCCUCUUGGAGUCAUACUCUGUGCAGUUUCUUCAGUAUGGUUGCCCGUCUCUCCUCAUGCCCUGUUCGAUUUCUUGAGAGAUGAAAGUCACCGGAGUGAGUGGGAUAUAAUCUCAAGGACCGGUUCAGUUGAAUCCAUGGCGAACUUAGCAAAGGGACAAGACCGUGGCAAUGCAGUUUCCAUCCAAACGAUGAAAUCCAAAGAAAACAGCAUGUGGAUACUCCAAGACUGCUGCACAAAUGCUUAUGAAUCCAUGGUGGUCUAUGCUCCGGUGGACAUCACUGGAAUGCAAUCUGUGAUGACCGGAUGUGACUCAAGCAACCUCACUGUAUUACCAUCAGGUUUCUCGAUUCUUCCCGACGGGGUAGAAUCAAGGCCUCUAGUCAUCACCUCUAGGCCAGAGGAGAAGACUUCAGAAGGAGGGUCUCUGCUUACAGUAGCAUUCCAGAUACUAACCAAUACCUCCCCAACAGCCAAACUAACUAUGGAGUCUGUGGAUUCCGUUAACACCCUAAUAUCAUGCACUUUAAAGAAUAUUAAGACAAGUUUGCAAUGUGAGGAAAGCUGAUCUAAAUUUAGUUCUACUAGUUAGCGUUAGGUAAACCCAACUAAAUUAACUGUAAAGCAUCUAGUUGAGUUGUUAGUGGUUUAAGAAAAUGCUCUGGUUUCAUGUGGGUUUAUUUUAAUUCAUUAUUUGGUUGAAAUGAAAAAGGAAGGGAACGUCUGUGGUUAGCAUUGUAGAGAAAAGUAUAUGUUCAGCAUCUACAUGGAUCUACAGAACUGAUAGUUCCUACUUCCUCAUGCAUAAUAAUAUUAGUA
Molecule: messenger RNA, 2680 nt
Organism: Morus notabilis
Lineage: Eukaryota; Viridiplantae; Streptophyta; Magnoliopsida; Rosales; Moraceae
Product: homeobox-leucine zipper protein GLABRA 2
Exons: 11
Coding region: 162-2429 (755 amino acids)
Biological process (GO): regulation of DNA-templated transcription
Molecular function (GO): DNA-binding transcription factor activity, RNA polymerase II-specific; DNA binding; lipid binding
Source: RefSeq, a predicted model, not a curated record